Molecule: messenger RNA, 5476 nt
Organism: Salvelinus namaycush (lake trout)
Lineage: Eukaryota; Metazoa; Chordata; Actinopteri; Salmoniformes; Salmonidae
Product: zinc finger protein 850-like
Exons: 11
Coding region: 179-5182 (1667 amino acids)
Biological process (GO): regulation of transcription by RNA polymerase II
Cellular component (GO): nucleus
Molecular function (GO): RNA polymerase II transcription regulatory region sequence-specific DNA binding; DNA-binding transcription factor activity, RNA polymerase II-specific
Source: RefSeq, a predicted model, not a curated record
UUAGCUAGCUAAGUACCGUUAGCUAGCUCAGUAUGCUAUGCUAACUUAGCCUGCUGUCUAUUUUUGCGAAAUAGCUGUGAUUUCUCAUAACAAAGCAACAUUUGAACUGAUUGCUUGCUACAGCCGGAGAACAACAUUUUCUCCGCAAUUUUUUGUUGUUGUUGCUUCAGCUCACACAAUGUAUGAGGAUUUAGAUGAACCCCAGCCAAACCAGUCAAAUCUACUGGUUCCUGACUGUAUCCAUGGUGACCAGAGCACAGGCGGUCCAGAGAUGGUUCCUAGGAGCCUUGACUACUUCAGUGACUUUCUAAGAUUGAGAGGAGAGAGUUCCAGCCGUCACUCUGACAGUGAGGGGGCAAGUUCUACCUCAGGAGCACCUGAACAACAGGAGGACAAUCACACAGCCAAGAACACACACAGCUGCAGAGAGUGUGGAGAGGAGUUCCCUACCCAGCAUUAUCUAAGAAAACAUCGUAACACAACACACACAGGAGAGAAGAAGACCAGUCCCAAACCCAGGAAGAGCUACAGCUGCCUGGACUGUGGGAAGGAGUUCCCAUGUCCAUCUAAACUACAACGACACCUUCUGACUCACACAGGAGAGAGGCCCUGCUUCUGUUCUGACUGUGGGAAGAGUUUCACUCGGGAGGAACAUCUGAAGACACACCAGCGGUUCCACUGUUCUAGUGGGGAGGGCAGUCCCUCUAUAUCGGGAGAUCCUGAACAGGCAAAGAACUGCUGCCUGGAGUGUGGAAGAGAGUUCUCUAGUGCUUACAAACUACGCAGACACCUGCUGACACACACAGGAGAAAAGCCUCACUCCUGCUCCGUGUGUGGGAAGAGUUAUACUUAUCUACACACCUUGAAAUCACAUGAGCUGAAACACACCGGGGAGAAGUCUUACAAAUGUUCCGUGUGUGAGAAGAGCUUCAACCAAAAGGGAAAUUUGAACCAACACAUGUUAGUGCACACUGGUGAGAAACCUUUCUCCUGCUCUGUCUGUGGCAAGUGCUUCACCCAGAAAGCCAACCUGACUGCCCACCAGCUCUCCCACACAGGAGAGAAGCCUUUCUCCUGUUCCAUCUGUAGGAAGGGCUUCACUCAGAAAGCAUAUCUUAAACAACACCAGAAACUGCACACUGGAGAGAAGCCUUACGCCUGCUCCGAGUGUGACAAGAGAUUUACCUUCUGUACAUCCUUGAAAAGACACCAGCUGCAACACACAGGAGAGAGACCGGACUCGCUAAGUUUGAAAGAAAUACACCAGCAAUCACACGGCAAAAAAGUUGAGAGUCUCUCUGUAUCAGCAGCAGAACCUGAACAACACCAGGAGAAUCACACAACUAAGACGUCGUCUCACUGCUGCUUAGAAUGUGGGAAACAUUUCAAAACGUCAUCGUCUCUACAGAUCCACAUGAGAAUCCACACAGGAAAGAAGCCAUACCCCUGCCCUGACUGUGGGAAGAAUUUUGCUACAAAAGGAAGUUUGAACUUGCACCAGCGGUCACACACAACAGAAGCAGAGAAACCCAUCCACUGUGAGGAGGAGAACACAUCACAGGGGCAGGAGAUGGUAUCUGAUAACCUACAGGACCUCUGUCAAACACUGGGGCUGAAGGCUAAAGUCGAAGAGGAGAAGGACAAGGUGGAGGAGGAUGGAGAAGGGGCGACGGAUAAUGCAGAGGAAGUUGGAGGGCUGAUUAAUUCUGAUGGAGAAGAAGUUGACUGGGAUUCUGUUCAACAUAGUGAGAGUCCUGUCCGUGACUCUGGUAGUGAAGGAGGAAGUCCCCCUACGUCACACAUCAACAAGGAUCCUGGGCCUCAAUCGGGGUCGACAGAGUCCCUGGGCCCUGACCGAAGACAUGAGGACAUCACUCAAACACCUGGGAUGAACAUUCAUAUUGAAGAAGAGGAGGAGGAUGAGGAAGAAGAGGAGGAGGAAGAAGAAGAGGAGGAUGAGGAAGAGGAUGGAGAAGAGUGGGAGGUGGAAGAGGGUGAAGAUGAAGAAGAGGAGGAGGAAGGGGAGGAAGAGGAAGAGGAAGUCGGUGAUCUGUUGAAUUCUGUAGUAGAACAGGCUUCCUGGGAUACUCCUCAUCUUGGAAUGAGUCCUAACUCCUGCCACGGUAGUGAGGGAACUACCUCAACACCAGGAGCACUGGAACGACAACACCAGGAGGAAGAGAAGACACAGGGGAGCAAACGGAAGAAGAGUCCAGAACGAAAGCAGCCGAAGAAGAAAAAAGAGAAACCGAAGAAGGUAAAGAUUCCUAAGCAGAAGAAAGCUAAGAUGACCCACCGCUGCUUUAAAUGUGGAGAGGGAUUCUCCCGUGUCUACGACAUGCUCUUACACCAGACCAUUCAUAUAGACGGAACCACCAUGUUCAAAACCAAGAAGGUUCACCGCUGCUUAACGUGUGGAUACGAAGCAUCCGAUGCACAUAAGCUGAUGAUGCACGAGCGGAUACACACGGGAGAGAAGCCUUUCCAGUGCUCUGUGUGCGGCAAGAGAUUCGCUCAGAAAGGAAAUCUGAAAAUACACCAGAGUGUGCACAAAGGAGAAGUCAGGAAUCCCAGUUUCUGGCCGGACAUCGUGGAGAGGCUUCCUACAAUAGGUGUCCCGGACCAAUACCAUGACAACCACACAGCUAAGCCAAUAGGAAUCCCGGACCAAUACCAUGACAACCACACAGCUAAGCCAAUAGGAGUCCCGGACCAAUACCAUGACAACCACACAGCUAAGCCAAUAGGAGUCCCGGACCAAUACCAUGACAACCACACAGCUAAGCCAAUAGGAGUCCUGCACCAAUACCAUGACAACCACACAGCUAAGCCAAUAGGAGUCCUGCACCAAUACCAUGACAACCACACAGCUAAGCCAAUAGGAGAGGAUUGCCAAACUCCAUCAACUCUACAGAUACACAUGAGAACUCACACUGUAGAGAACCAGUCUAGACCGCAGUGCCCUCUCUGCGGGGCAGAGUUCUCUCAGAAAGGUCUUCUGGAUGAUCACCUGGUGAUCGCCCACUCCCAUGAGAAACCAGAGAAGCCUUACCCCUGUCCAGACUGUGGGAAGAGGUUCUCCAGCAAGAAUUACAUCAAGAUCCACCGGAAGAUCCACAGUGGGAAGAUCUCUUACCACUGCGCCCAGUGUGAUAAGAGUUUCCUGUCAGCGGAGGGGCUCAAGAAGCACGAGAGCGCUCACCGAGGAGAGAGGCCGUACCGAUGCCCUGCGUGUGGCAAGUGUUUCAAACAACAAUCCCAGCUGACCUGUCACUUCAAGAUCCACACCGGAGAGAGGAGCCAUCUCUGCUUCCUGUGUGGGAAGAGUUUCGCCAGAGAGUUUGACCUCCGGGUGCAUCUCAGAGUCCACUCUGGAGAGAAGCCCUACCAGUGCCAUGAGUGUGGCAAGAGCUACAGGUACAGAGCAGGCAUCCGGUCACACAUGCAGCAGAUGCACCCUGGGAAGCCUAUAGUGGAACCAACGCCACCCAUCCCCACAGGCCCUCGCUACGGCAGUGGAGGAAGUGGUCUUCCAACAGCCCUUAUCAGAAAGGAUCCCGGUGACGAAUCCAGCCACAAAGCUAUAGAGUCCCAGGGUCCUGAUCCAAGACAUGGCAGCAAGGCCUCCAGUCAAACACCUCGGUUGAAGGCCAGAGCUGAAGAAGAGGAGGAAGAGGAGGAGGAGGAAGAAGAAGAAGAGGUGAACGUUGAUGGUUCGGGUAAUUCUGAAGAAGACGACGCCAGUUGGAAACCUGCUCUUCGUCUUGCCAAGACCGGUGGCGGUGGUCCCUCUGCGUCAGGAGGACAGAGAAAACACCGGAAGAAACAACAGGUCAAACGUAAAACCAGAGUCAAAGAAGGCGAACGGAAGCGACCCAGAGCCAAGAGGUUUAACAACCGUCGCUGUUUUAAAUGCGGAGAGGGAUUCCCCCGGGAAUAUGAGCUGUUGCUCCACCUGCAGACACAUCUGGACUACAGCUGCUACGCGUGUGGAGCACCGUUCAGCAACAAAGAGCUGCUGCAGAGACAUCAGGAAGAGCACGCCGAGGAGAGUCUGGGUGUGUUCUCUGGUGAGGCGGCAGGUCCAACUACAGGACAGCAGCGGGGGAGAGGGAAGAGGACUCACCGAUGUCCAACCUGUGGCAAAGAACUAUCCGACGCCUCCAAGCUGAAGUUACACGUGAGAAUCCACACCGGGGAGAAACCUUACCGUUGCUCCCUGUGCGGAAAGGGUUUCACUCAGCCAGGGAACCUGAAAACACACAUGAAAACACACAGAGAUGGGAACCCCAGUUUGUUGUCUGCUGGUGGGUCGGGUCCCUCUACAUCAAGAGGUCCAGAACACCACCGAGAGAAUCACACCGUCGCCGCAGCAGCAGCAGCUCAGGAGAACUUCAACUGUCCAGAUCUAUCGUCAGUACAGAAACACACGACGUCUCAGGACAGCGGAGAGAAGUCCUCUUUCUUCUGCUCGCUGUGCGGGGAGGAGUUCUCUGAGAAGACACAGUUAGAGGAACACCGGCUGGCUCACCUCAACAAGAAGCCUUUCCCCUGCCCUGACUGUGGCAAGAGGUUCCGCAGUAAUUACUACGUUAAGAUCCACAUGCGAAUGCACACCGGGGAGAGGCCUUACCAAUGCGCUGAGUGUGGGAAGGGCUUCAUCACAGAAGAAGGGCUGAAGAAGCACGAGAGCGCUCACCGGGGAGAGAGACCCCACCUCUGCCCCGAGUGCGGAAAGAGAUUCAAGCAACAGUCCCAACUUACGUGUCACUUCCGUAUGCACACCGGACAGAAGAGCCACCUCUGCUCCGUCUGUGGGAAGAGUUACUUCAGAGAAUUUGACCUCAAGGUUCACCUCAGAGUCCACACGGGAGAGAAGCCCCAUCAGUGUGAGGAGUGUGGGAAGAGUUUCUACUAUCUACAGGGGCUCCGGCAGCACCAGAGGACCCACGCUCCCAAGCCCAUCGGACCGACCCGCCAGCUAGGCAGGCCUAAGCAGUCGUCCAGCGCGGCGGACAACAUGGACGUACCAAACCAAUCACCCAGGACGGGAAGGCCCAGGCCAGCUCCUAGAGUAGAGAGACCCAUGCCUCUACCCAGAGUGGAGAGACCCAUGCCUCUAGGCCUACCUAGAGUUGAGAGUGAUCUGGAGAGACCUCACUGGCAGUACUGGCACCUUUAAAUGGGAAAUCUUCCAUUUCUGUUGUUGUUUGAACUAGAGGUCGACCGAUUUAUGAUUUUUCAACGCUGAUAAGAUUAUUGGAGGACCAAAACAAGCCGAUACCGAUUAAUCGGACAAUUUUUAUAUAUACAUAUAUAUAUAUAUAUAUAUAUAUAUAUGAGUGUGGUAAUAUUUGUAAUAAUGUCAAUUACAACAAUGCUGAAUGAACACUUAUUUUAACUUAAUAUAAUACAUCAAUAAAAUCUAUUUAGUCUCAAAUAAAUAAUGAAACAUCAUCAAUUUGGUUUAAAUAAU